UGACAACACUUCCGCUUCAAGAGAUUGACGCUGAGUCGAGUGGGAGGUCUCGAGUUGGACAUCUCUACAAAAAACAAGCCGAAGUGUUGAAUUCGCCGUUUAUCGCCUCCGUGGAAGUUUGUGACUGCUUAAGGAAUAUUAACCACCGGGUGGACUUUACUCCUACUUUUCUACAGUGGACGGCUGACUGUGAACUAUAGCGCUUCAGUCCGCGGGGGCUGUCAUAGCAGCAGGCUAGGCUAGGUGUUGUGGCACUAGGCUAACAGCUUUAGCUUUCAGAAAACAAAUGGUGAAGCCUUUUAACAACCAAAACAAAAACAAAACUAACGCGCUAAGUCAAAUAACUACUAGAGGACCUACAACCUAGAUAAAAACGGGUUUACCACCAAAACCACGUUAGCCGUGCUAAUUGGCCAGCUAGUUAGCAUGAUUAGCGCCUGUCAACGCGUCUCGCAGAACACCAGGAAUAACGCGUAACUAGCGUCCUGCUGCUAAUUGCUAGCAGUGGGACAAUGCGCAGGGGCGUAUAAUUAGCAUCAAGUGACGCGCAACUGAGCAGAGUCUGUAGUUUCUGAAACAUUUAAGUGUUUGACGCUUUGUUUUGAUGGAGAUGAACGUGCUGCAGCUCGCUGUGUCGUUAGCAUGGAGGCAGCGGAGCCUGGCAGCAGCACUUCGGAGAGGUUACAUAACGCCUGCGGGUCGGGAGAGAAGCUGCUGAACGCUUGAUGCUCAGCCCGGCUUUGACGGCCGCCACCUACCCCGCCUUUCUAAAAACAGCCGGACGGACAACCGCAGGUCUGAUCCCAGGGGAAACCCAAGCCGGAACAGUUCGCUGAAGAUGGACUCGAACCCGCUGAUAAACGCCAUGGACCCGUCCAUUACACUGUGGCAGUUCUUGCUGCACCUGCUGGAGGACCAGCGCCAGCGUCACCUGAUCUCCUGGACAGGUGAGGACGGUGAGUUCAAGCUGCUGGACGCAGAGGAGGUGGCCCGAUUGUGGGGGCUCCGCAAAAACAAACACAACAUGAACUACGACAAGCUGAGCCGGGCGCUGAGAUACUACUACGACAAGAACAUCAUAAAGAAGGUGAGUGGCCAGAAGUUCGUCUACAAGUUUGUCAGUCAGGCCGACCCGUCACUCGAGGGAGCAUGCAAUGGGGAGGACGGUCAGCGAAGAGAAGGCGUUGAUGCAAACAGCCAUUCAAAAGGCCACGCUGGGGCAGCGUCCAGCUGUCCGUCAAAAGCUCUACAGCAGCGCUCGCCACCCAGCAGCUCUCAGAAAAGCUCCAGAAAUGACUACAUGAAGUCCGGCCUCUACUCCACCUUCACCAUCCAGUCGCUGCAGGCAUCCCCCAACCCACGGCCGGUCAAAACAGAGCUGCUGCUUCACCAGGAUGCUGCACCGAAGGGUGAGCGGACGCCCAGAGAGAGGUGUGUUUUGUCAGAGUCUAAAUCUUCUCCGCCAAUAGCCGUUGACUCUGCCCUUCAGGUGAUCGUCACUCAGCCGUCUCCAUGUCAGACUCCAGCUCUCAGUCCUCAGAUGGCCACCAAUACUACGAGCCAGUCACAGAAUCCUCCUGUGCCUCCUCUCAAUGACCCGCCACAGAUUUAUCUCACCGGUGCUGGGGAUCCCUCCUCACUCGCCUCCCUCAUUCCUGUGGGUCCCGUUGGGGGUUCUGUGAAUCCUGUCUCUUCAUCCCAGUCAUUAAUGAGCACCCAGCUUCAUCAUGACAACUGUGGGGGAGUUCCCAGUCUUCCUCACCCAACUCCUCCGUCACCUGUCUUUGUCAUCAUCAACCCUCCACCCCCCCAGCAGCAGCCGGCGGCCGUGGCAGCUGUCCGUCCUGUGGCGUCUGCUCCUCCCCUUGCCCGCCCCCCCCCUCCUCCUCCUAUCGUUAUCAAGGAGGAGAACUUGCCGUCAGAGGAAGAGCUGCUUGAGAUGGUGUCAAUGGAGGAGAAGCCAGUGGAGGAGGUUCCUCAGCUGAUCUGUGGUUCAAGAGAACCGGACAUGCCCCUCACCAUUGUUGAAAAAUCGGCUGCUCCCUGUGUAGAGCCUGAGGUCAGAGGUCAGCGGGCUGCAGGGGAGGCAGAGGUCAAGGACACAGUAAAAGACUCAUCCAUCCCUCCGUCGGUAACCUGCCCCUCAGAUUCUGCUGUUCCUCCCAGACCAAAAAAGCCGAGAGGCCUGGAGCUGCCAUCGUCGCCGUCCCUCCCCCCCGGCCUCUCUCUGGAUAAGGUGAAUGCAGCUGUUAACAGUUUACUGGCUCCUGGAUCAGGCACCAACACACUGACACCGACUGUCAUCACCUCCCACUCUCUGACUCCGGUCCUGUUGACUCCCAGUCCUCUUCCUUCCACCAUCCACUUCUGGAGCACACUCAGUCCCAUUGCUCCUCGCUCCCCAGCUAAACUCUCCUUCCAGUUUCCCAGCAAUGGCAGUAACCAAAUCCAUAUCCCAGCUCUGAGCGUCGACGGACUCUCCACCCCUGUGGUUCUGUCCCCCGGCCCGCAGAAACCAUGACGCACUGCCGAAUUAUAGAGCUUCUCACUGGGCUCAGAACUUACCUGAUGGUUCCUUUGCCUCCUUCCAAAACUGGAUUUGUUCCAAAGUGUUCUGCUAACAGCUGGAACCAUGACUUGCCAUCUGACUGGUUGGACCAGUGAGAGAGGCAAACCUGGCAGAACUGCUCCGGUGCCUAUGGAAAGGGUGGAUUCUCCUCCUCCUUUAGUGGUUGAAUAUGACAUCGACUACAUAUGUGUUUUGUUCUUUCUGGAGAAGGUCUGUUUGAGCUGGUAACUUAAAUAACAGCUUCUCUUUGGGCACCUAGAGAAACUGGAAUCAACAUUUUACUGAAGUUUUAGGUGAAAACAUUGAUUUAAAAUCCCAACUGGUCAUUUUUCUGUUUGUUGGUUCAUCUUAACAUGAACAGGAAGUAUGAUGAUUGGACCUAUAAACAGAGUCUCAGCGUCUAGUCUGUUCCAUGAUGAGCCCUUGGUGCUGGCUUAUUCCAGUUUGCAUCGCUGAUGCUGAGUGACUUGUCUUUGCUUGUUUCAUUGAGUCCCAGCUGCUGGAUUUCCACAGGUCCAGCUUUAAAGCACUUCUGCAUGGCCUGUCAUUGAACCGACGAGCCCAGCCACAUUACUGCUACAUUAAAGCAUCUGUGCCACAGAGUGGAUAUUUUUGUCGUUAUGUGGCAGCACAAGGAAGCUCCAGGACAAUGGACUCUGUGUUUAUUUAGUUGUAGAUUUUGAUUUUAUUCCUGAUGUGCAGUCAAUAACUUUGUUCUUCUGCAAAACUGCCGUAGUGUCGGCACACCGUUCCAGUGAUGUUCAUUCUGUCGCCAGUGAAAGUUGGAUUUUGUUAAGCGCCUCAAAUCUUUUUUCCGCUGACACAGGCCACAGCUGUCCUAACAGCCUUUCUUACACUUUGGCUAAGUUUAGACUGAGCCAGGGAAGGACCAAGUGUUUCGACCUGGGAGAGAACAUCUGCUUCAAAAAGCAAAAACAAUGAAAGUGCUGCACAUUUUUAAAAAAAUCCAAAGUGAGGGUGAAUUUUGCCCAUUGUUUCCACUAAAACAAAGACUGUUGUAGUUCGAUGCUUGCUGUGCUCUGGUUGCCACGGUUACCUGACCUGACUGUUGCUGCUGCUGCUGCUGCUGCUUGUGAUGAUGCUGUUCAUGUGUUUGUACUUGUGUGAUGAUGAGAAUGCUGAGGCUUGUGUUGUUAGCGUCUUCACACACACACACACACACACACACACACACACACACACACACACACCUCAGACUUCAUGCUGUUCUAUAGUGCGUGCGUUUGUGCGCUGACUCGGGUGAAAAGGAACCAAGUGUGUUUAUUGGCCUAGAAAUAUAUAUUCACUUUUUAUAUGUUCAGUAUAUUUCCUUUCAGGCAAAUAUUUAAACUUGUAAACAUGAGGGUUUUUUUUGUUUUGUUUUUUUAACUUUUCCCGUCAGAGGUCGCCACAGCAAAUGAUUCGCCUGAUUGUUACUGGCAAGUUUUUAUGCUAGAUGCCCUUUCUGACAAAACCCAAGUCACUGGCACCAUGAGCGCAGCGCCAUGAGCGCAGCUCAUGUGUUGGACUGUUCUCUCCUUUUACAGCAUGAUUCUAUUUUUCUAUCAGAGCUGAUGCGUUUCUAUUGUGUCGCGUUUUAAAAAGCCUUAAAGAUUCCAGCCGCAGCAGAAGGAAGAUGCGUCUUCAUUUAAAAUAAGCCAUUUCUAACUGAGAGCUGACGAACGUCCGACUGUUUCACCAGCAGAACAGAAGAAUGUUUUUUUUUUUGAUCAGUGUUGGGUUCUUGGUCCUACACUAUGGACGGCCACAAUCUGCAACAUGUUUAACAUGUCAGCUGAAGCCUCGUUUCACUGCUGUUUUCACUUUUGCGAGACAUUCUGUUGGAGUUUCCUAUCUGAUGCUGCUGCUCUGGUCGUCACGGUUCUGACAUCUUGUAGUGAAUCAUUGACUCUGAGCUUUUUCUGGUUCAGUCUUGGUUCUGAUUGUGACGUUCCAGCUUUUAUAAAUACACUGGAGUAGAAUUGUUAUCAGACAAGACCGUGGAGAAAGAUUAGUAACUGGUCAUUGUUUGGUCUGGGUUCUGUUGAUUUGCAUGCUCCAGUCUGGACAAUUUCUUUUGACCCUUUUUGCAGCAUUGUGAAAUUGGAUCCUAAGCUCUGGAAGCAGAUGAUUGACACGUCUCCUCUGGACCUUCUUGUAAUUAGAUCAGCAGGUUGAUGUGGACCAGUUUCUGUACAUAGUACCUGUGAUUCUGGAGCUGGACGUGCAACGGCCCGGCUCACGUGUCAGUGUCAUAAUGUGUUGCUUCUGUGGCCUGUCGUCGCUGUCAGAUUGUGCUCGGCGCCGCCUCUCCUUGGCUUUGAUUGGCCAGGGGCUUUAUUGAUAAGGGGAGGAGCCUGCUUUUAUUUUUCUGAGACAGUAGAAAUGUUUCGAUGUAUACUGGGAAAGAACAAUAACUAUUUUUUAUGCUUUCUGUCUGUGUAAAUGUUUUCUACAAAUACUCACUGGGAAAAGGUAAUAAAACUAUUUUGUUCGGAUUA
Molecule: messenger RNA, 5070 nt
Organism: Betta splendens (Siamese fighting fish)
Lineage: Eukaryota; Metazoa; Chordata; Actinopteri; Anabantiformes; Osphronemidae
Gene: elk1
Product: ETS transcription factor ELK1
Exons: 11
Coding region: 839-2521 (560 amino acids)
Biological process (GO): cell differentiation; regulation of transcription by RNA polymerase II
Cellular component (GO): nucleus
Molecular function (GO): DNA-binding transcription factor activity, RNA polymerase II-specific; sequence-specific DNA binding
Source: RefSeq, a predicted model, not a curated record